AUGGCUCAGGUCGUCGGUGGAGGAGGAGCAGGCGCCGCCGUCGCACGCACACUCUCCGCUAAACUCGACUCCUCCAAAUUCUCUCUCACCCUCAUCACCGCCCGCCCCUUCGCCAUCCACAUGCCCGCCGCCAUCCGGAUGACCACCGCCUCCGAAGGCCACCUCGAAAACACUGUGCUCAUCAGCUACGACAAACUCUUCGUGAACAACAACGGGAAACUGAAGAUUGGUCGUGUCGCGUCGAUCAGUGAUCGUAAGGAGGGCGGCGGCGGAGGCGAGGUCGUGCUCACGAACGGCGAGAGCGUGUUUUACGACGCGUUGGUGCUCGCGCCCGGGUCGCAUUGGGACGGCCCGUUGGCGUUUCCGGAUGGGAAGGAGGAGACUGUGAAGUAUAUUAAUGAGUGGAGGCGUAAGUUCGAGGCGGCACAGUCGAUCGUCCUUGGUGGCGGAGGAGCUGUGGGGAUUGAAUAUGCGGGCGAGAUUAAGGACUUUUGGCCUAAGAAGAAGGUCACGAUCGUGCAUGCUGCCGAUCAGCUCUUGAACAAGACAUACCCAGACAAGUUCCGCAAACGCACGGAGAAGGACAUUACUGCCCGUGGCAUUGAAGUUGUCUACAACGACUACAUCGACGAUUUCUCGCAAACGGGCACGGUCACCACUCGCAAUGGCAAGAAGAUCAAUGCAGACUUGGUCGUACCCACGCAUGGAAACCGUCCUGCUACGGAGUUCAUUUCCACACUUGGCUCGAACGUUCUCAACGGGCGUAGCCAGGUCAAGGUUCGCAAGACGCUGCAACUGGAGUCUUUCAACAACAUCUUUGCAUGCGGAGAUGUCAUCGACUGGGACGAGCAGAAACAGGUCGCCAAGUAUGCAGCCCACGCCGACGUCGUCGCCACGAAUGUGAUCAGCGUACUAUCGAAUACGGCACCCGCGAAGGAAUACAAGGGCAGCCCUGAGCUGAUCAUUCUCACGAACGGAAAGAAAGCUGGCGUUGCGUACCUCGGGUUCCUCUGGGGCAUCGUGCUGGGCAACUGGUUCGCUUCAAUGAUGAAGUCGAAGGGGCUGAUGAUCCCUAUGGGCCGCAAGGGCUACGGCCACGCAGAGUGA
Molecule: messenger RNA, 1107 nt
Organism: Stereum hirsutum FP-91666 SS1
Lineage: Eukaryota; Fungi; Basidiomycota; Agaricomycetes; Russulales; Stereaceae
Product: FAD/NAD-P-binding domain-containing protein
Exons: 5
Coding region: 1-1107 (368 amino acids)
Cellular component (GO): cytoplasm
Molecular function (GO): flavin adenine dinucleotide binding; electron-transferring-flavoprotein dehydrogenase activity
Source: RefSeq, a predicted model, not a curated record